AUAUUAUAUCUCCACUUGUUAACAAAACCUCCCUAAAAGAAGUUCCGCACGUCACCAACCAAUCCUUCUUCUCCGCUCGCCGACUCAGAUCCAGUCAAAGCUCUUCAGAUCACGUUAAACAAUGGCAACAAAAUACAUUGUUGGGUCUGUGUUGGGAUCUUUUGCAUUUGCAUACGUGAUGGGUAUUUGGGUUGCUGACAACAAAGUACUUGGAGGAACAACGCCAAGAACUGUUGCGAGCGAGGAAUGGUAUGAAGAAACUGAUAAGAAGUUUCAGGCGUGGCCUCGUACAGCAGGACCACCAGUGGUGAUGAACCCCAUCCGUCGCCAAAAUUUUAUUGUCAAGGCCCGUUCUGAAUCUUGAAGAGGGGAUGGUUGUUAAACAGAAUCGAUCUCCUCCAUUUUAACUAGGCAUGGAAUUGAUUGAUAUAAAAACAAAAAAAAAAAAAAACGUUAUUUGGAUCUGAAUUAUUGUCAUGGAAAUAAAAUGUUGUGGAUAUUAACUAACCUGUUGGUCCUGAUCACAUAAACUUCUGUGUUUGAAUUUCUGGUUAUUUGUCUAUGGAGUACAUAGACAUCUGUAUACUGGUUUACUCGUAUGUCUUACCUAUAUGUCUGCUCUGGUUAAACUACUUUCCGCUUAAAGAGAUUUCCAACUUGGGACU
Nelumbo nucifera (sacred lotus) is the source of this 665-nucleotide messenger RNA. RefSeq lists its product as uncharacterized. The record is from RefSeq and is a predicted model, not a curated record. NCBI's taxonomy places the organism in Eukaryota, Viridiplantae, Streptophyta, Magnoliopsida, Proteales, Nelumbonaceae.